Messenger RNA from Cannabis sativa, 606 nucleotides. RefSeq lists its product as uncharacterized. The transcript has a single exon. The record is from RefSeq and is a predicted model, not a curated record. Lineage: Eukaryota; Viridiplantae; Streptophyta; Magnoliopsida; Rosales; Cannabaceae. Bases 1 to 606 code for a protein of 201 amino acids.
AUGACUAUGAACAACCACAUGGUGUCACUGUUGACUGACAACAAGCUCUCUGGAGCUAACUUUGUCAAAUGGAGAGAGAACAUUGAUAUUGCUCUCAUUGGUGAAAAUACCCUAUUUGUGUUAACUGAAGAGGCUCCUGAGCAGCCAGGUGAGAAUGCAAGCGAGGCAGUCAAGGAAAAGUGCGAGCAUUGGCAAAAUGCUAACAACAAAGCUCGAUACUUUAUGCUGUCUACCAUGGUCGACACUUUGAAAAUAAGGUUUGCUAACACUCUCACGACUGCAGAUAUCAUGAACAACUUGAGUGAACUGUUUGGGGUGGCCUCAAUUCAAGCUCGCUUUGAGGCGACCAAGAAUUUUAUCAAUGGACGGAUGAAACCUCAUCAAAAUGUUCGUGAUCAUCUGCUCCAAAUCACUUGUUACUUCCAAGAGGCUGAGAAUCAUGGAGCUGUUAUAGACCAGACAACAAAAGCGAGCUUGAUCUUGAAUAGCUUGACUCCAACUUUUGUGCCCUUUACAUCAAAUUAUGUCAAGGACCAGUUGGAGCUUGACUUCCAUCAGUUAAUCAACAACCUUAAGACAUUUGAAAAUUUGAUUGGAGGACCAUAG